This is a messenger RNA of Meloidogyne enterolobii, 1177 nucleotides long. The record is from the annotation of a GenBank genome assembly. NCBI's taxonomy places the organism in Eukaryota, Metazoa, Nematoda, Chromadorea, Rhabditida, Meloidogynidae.
CGGGGUUACCUUAUGUACGGUGUUAAUCCUACAGAAUCCUGCCCUGUUCUACUUUCUUAAACUCAAUCUUUUUACUAUAUCCCGGGAGUGUGAUUCUGUGCACUAUAGUCUGAAUCCUGACUUUGAGUAAAUUUUUAUAUCCUUACUUGACUAAUUGCAAAAUCUUAUAAUAUGUAUUUGGCCAAUUCAAUCCCAAGUUGACCUUUUAUUCCAAGAGCGGUUAUAAUUGUUGUAACAAUUUAUAAUAAAUUUUAAAAAUUUUUAAAUGCAGGGUGAUGCUAGACCAGUCGAAACAAUCUUUCUAAAAAAUGUUGUCCCGUACACCUGUGUUGGAUUCAUGUGUGAUAGGAUGCCUGUCCGUCGUCCAUCUCUACCGCAAGGUGUAGCUGUUCAACGUUUGGUGGGUAUUGGAAUGGAUCCACAAGCCACAAAAGUUCAUUGGAUUCUUUUUCCAUCAGAACAAAUAUUAGAAGAAUGGAUGAAUGCUAUCCUUUCAACUCUACCCAAACCACCUACAAAUCCUUCACAGAAUAUUCCUCAACAGCCUACAAGUGAAAAAACUUUUGUUCCCCCAGCAAGAUACCCGGACGCCCCACCUGCUUAUCCAACACCCCCAAUGUCUAAUACGUAUCCUUCCAACUUUCAACAACCGCAACAGAUCCCUUAUGGAGCGAGACCUCAAUAUCCACAGCAACAACCUUAUUAUCCUCCCCCACAGCCUCAAACAGUAAUUAUUGAUCGCACAUCAACAGCCUAUGCCCAACCAACUGCUACUUCCACUUUUGGCACUGGAUUAGCAGCCGGAGCUGGAGGGGCACUCCUCGGCUCUCUCCUAGGUUACGGUAUUGGCAGUAUGUUUGCCCCACAUGGGGGCUGGGGAGGUGGUGGAUGGGGAGGGGGUUAUGGAGGUAGUGGGUUUGGCGGAGGAUAUAUACAGGAUAAUGAUACGUAUAUAACUAACAAUUAUUAUAUGAAUGAUGAUAAUAAUCAGAGCUCGUCACCUGUAGUGAACGAUGUUACUGACUCUACAGAUUACUCGCAUCCUGGAAUAACCGAUUAUAAUGGCGGAACUUAUGACUAUGAUGGAGGGGGAGCUUGGGAUUCUGGUGGAGGCUUUGACAGUGGUGGAGGCUUUGACAGUGGAGGUGGAUUUGACAGUGGUGGUGGAGAUUGGUGA